Molecule: messenger RNA, 1284 nt
Organism: Coffea arabica (coffee)
Lineage: Eukaryota; Viridiplantae; Streptophyta; Magnoliopsida; Gentianales; Rubiaceae
Source: RefSeq, a predicted model, not a curated record
AUGUUUUCUUCAAGGGAGGGGAAACGUUAAACAAGACAGCUUCUCAAAUGACACACCUGACACCACCGCCCAAAUUGUGGACCCGUCUUCCCAAUUUCUGCAUCGAUUAAUAAUUCAAAAACUGAACAUGUUGGACUCUGAAGUUCCGGCUGCUACUAAGAAUAGCUCAGUUAUCUCUGAAGCCGAUUCGCAGCGAACUUUAUGUUGGACUCUGAAGUUCCGGCUACUUCUAAGAAUAGCUCAGUAAUCUCUGAAGCCGAUUCGCAGCGAACUUUGUACCCGUAUGUGACGGGGACGUCUGUGGUUGGGAUUAAAUACAAGGAUGGCAUUCUUAUGGCUGCUGAUAUGGGAGGUUCCUAUGGCUCAACCCUUCGGUAUAAGGGUGUUGAGAGAAUGAAACCAGUAGGAAAACAUUCGCUUAUUGGCGCAAGUGGAGAACUUAGUGAUUUCCAGGAGAUAUUACGUUACCUUGAUGAACUCAUGUUAUAUGAUAACCUGUGGGACAACGGUAAUUCCUUGGGCCCUAAAGAGGUUCAUAACUAUUUAACCCGAGUGAUGUACAAUCGCCGUAACCAGUUUAAUCCGUUGUGGAAUUCUCUUGUGCUUGGUGGAGUGAAGAAUGGGCAGAAGUAUCUUGGAACAGUUAAUAUGAUUGGUGUGCAUUACGAGGACAAUCAUGUUGCAACUGGGUUUGGGAAUCACCUGGCACGACCUAUUCUCCGGGAUGAAUGGCAUGAAAACUUGAGUUUUGAAGAUGGUGUUAAGCUACUGGAGAAAUGCAUGCGUGUGCUUCUCUAUCGCGAUAGAUCAGCAGUGAACAAGCUCCAGAUAGCAAAUAUCACUGAGGAAGGUGUGACAAUUUCUCAGCCGUAUGCAUUGAAGACAUCCUGGAAUCUUGCUGCUUUUAAGAAUCCAACAGUUGGUGCUGAGGGCUCAUGGUAAUCAGCCACUGUGGUGCCUGAAAUACAAAUGUUGCUCAACUUUACGCUUGGCAUGAGGAUUUGCAGCAUCUUAAGUGAACAAUAUCUUUAUAAAUCAGAGUUCCUGUGUAUUAGGGUGGCUUAAUAUGUAGUCCUUGGCAGCUUUUUGUCAUUUUGCUGCGCAACUUCAAAACUACAGAUUAAGCUGGAUUUUUUUCUUUUUCCCUGAUGUCCAUUUUAUUUUGGACCAUCAAACAGUAAUUUGCUGCUCAUUGGUUUUUCUAGUUCUGUGUUCUAGUUAUUUGUUGCGGAAUAACAAGUUUUCAAGCUUUUACUUGUUGGUUACUUUGAGAUUUUCAUACAA